AUUGCUAACAUUAACUAAUAAACAAGUGGCUUAACAAGCACACUAUAGCCUACGAAGUUCUGUUACAAGCUAGUAGCUAGACGCGGCAGAUAUAUAGGCCUAGGAGAUUGUGCCUUAUUCCGAUAGCAGGUCUAAUGCUGACUGUUGCUGAAAGAAAUACAAUGUAACAGUAGCCUAACUGAGUGGUUAUUUGUAACGUCGCCUAUGCUGUGGCUACUGUUGCAAUCACAGCGUGUGGUCGUUUCUACUCAAGCUAGCUCACUCCACGUUCUGUUAUUUGGCAAGAUGAGGGUGAAGACGAGGCGACCGUAGACUUGGAAAAGUCUCCCAGAUUUUAAGAGAGCUCCGUUAUGUCCGGCCCAACCUGGCUGCCUCCGAGAACCCUAGGUAGCCCAGAGAGAGCCACGCCCCCCAUGUCACACGCUGGACAAUCGUUUUACCGGGCCCAGAUGAAGGUCUUGGCUGACCAGAGGCCCAAGUACGGUGCCUAUGAGCAGAAUGGUGUCACAGGGGGAGGUGGAGGGGGACCCACCAGGUACAUCGCCACUGGCCCGACAGGUGGCAGCAUGCAGCACCCUGAAGACCCCGGCUCUGUAGCUUUCCGCCCGUUGUCUCCUAAAUCUGGGGACCACUACUACCCCCCUUCCCACGGACCCAAUGACGAGCGCAACACAUGGAAUCCUCAUAUGGCAGGCUAUGACCAUCAGGGGCGAGGGCCGGAGAAGCACCACUCCAACAUAGACGCUGAGAUCGACUCACUGACCUGCAUGCUCGCAGACCUGGACAGCCACCCACACAGCGCAAGCACUCAGCUUUAUGAUAAUGUGCCUUACAAUAAGCACCUCUCAGGGGAUCGCUACAAGCCCUCGGGCCCACCAGGGGGUCACCCCCAGGGCCGUCCGUCCAUGGGCUACCCCCCUCACCCUCACCCCCAGAGCCAGUACCACCCCGCUCCCCCAUACGCCAGCGACCACCAGGCCUCUUCGUACAACUCCCAGCUGGACUACUCCUACCCUUCCCCUUCCUCCACGUCCUCCUCCUCGUCCUCCUCGGCCGCCGCUCACCACAAGCCCUACCCGCAGCCGGUGCCCGCGUCCUACACCACGGCGUCCACGCCGACCGGCCCGCGCUUCAGCGUCCAGGUCAAGACGGCCCAGCCGGUCACCACCUACUCGCAGACGGGCCGGCAGGCCGAGCAGGCGUACACGCCGCCGCCGCCGCCGCGCCAGCACGCCUCCCGCCCCCCGGCGCAGGACCACCGGCCACCUUACCAGGACCACCUGCCCAUCCAGGCCCAGUCUCAGCCGCACCAACACCACCAGCACCACCAGCAGCAGCAGCACUCACAGCACCCGCAGGGCUGGUACUCCAUGCCCCCGCCGCAGGCCCAGGAGAUGCACGGGUCAGGAGGAGUGCCGCCAGGAGUCCGAGCCAGCCAGGGACCCCAGCCGCCCAAGAAGGGUCCUGAUGCCUCAGGGACGGUACCGAGUCCAGCCUAUCAACUUAGUAAGGGGGCUGUGCCAAGGCCUGAAGAAGAGUUGGAUCGUCUCACAAAGAAACUGGUUUAUGACAUGAACCACCCCCCUACCGAGGAAUACUUUGGCCGGUGUGCGCGGUGUGGUGACAACGUUCUUGGAGACGGAAGCGGGUGCAUUGCUAUGGAGCAGGUGUUCCAUGUGGAGUGCUUCACCUGCAUCACCUGUCACGCCCGCCUGCGGGGCCAGCCCUUCUACGCACUGGACAAGAAGAGCUACUGCGAGGGCUGCUACAUAAGCACCCUCGAGCGCUGCUCCAAGUGUUCCAACCCCAUUCUGGACCGCAUCCUACGGGCCAUGGGCAAGGCCUACCACCCGCGCUGUUUCACCUGCGUGGUCUGCAACUGCUGCCUGGACGGGGUGCCCUUCACCGUGGACGCCACCUCCCAGAUCCACUGCAUCGAUGACUUCCACAGGAAGUUCGCCCCACGUUGCUCAGUGUGCGGGCAGCCAAUCAUGCCUGAGCCAGGUCAGGAGGAGACGGUGAGGAUAGUUGCCCUGGACCGAAGUUUUCAUGUCAACUGUUACAAGUGUGAGGAAUGUGGUCUGCUCCUGUCCUCAGAGGGCGAGGGCCGAGGCUGCUACCCCCUGGACGGACACAUUCUGUGUAAGGGCUGCAGUGCCCGCCGCAUCCAGGACCUCUCCGCCAAAAUCUCCACCGACUGCUGAGCCGCCAGGCCCACUGCCCACUGCCCUGCCUGCUGCCCCUCCCCCCUGCCUCACUGUGCCCAACCUCUCUGUUGUUGCCCAUCUGCCCUCUGCCAAUACAGUCCGACUGAACAAACGUCCAAAGCUGAAGAAUGUGUGUGUCUGUGUGUGCGCACGCGCGCGUGGUAUGACAUCAGAUAUGUGUGAUGCUUGAAAGUGAUUGAAACGUACUGUUCAGAAUUCCACCUCAAAAUUGAACACUAUAACAUUGACUCCUUUUGGUGAUGCUGUGUGUGUUGUUUUGUUUUUGUGUUAAUGUAACUCCUGUUCUUGGGUUUAGUUAAAUGCAGGUAAACAUAGAGAACUUGGAACUGAAACUUGGGUUGGCACCCAGUACCCAGUGCGACCCAGUUCUGCCCUAGUACCCGACCACACUCAAGUGAGUGCUAUACUAUGCUCCUGAGCUGCUGGCAGCAGGGUACCCCCAUAUACAACCACUCACCUUUGCUGUAAAUCAAUAGCUCUGCUUUGGGACAGCCAUACCAUAGUAAACAAAACAAGGUUGUAUGAUGAAACUACAUGCAUUGGUGUUUUUUGCUCCACCUCAGUACAGUUGUCAGUUUAUCUGUCCAGUGUGUUAUAAUGGGAGGGUGGUAGUGUGACUAGGGUGGUGCAAGGAGACUGUCUGAAAGGCUGUGGCGGACAUUUUGUAUUCCUUAGCGCAGUGUACAGUAGAGAAGAGGUGUUGUUUUUAUCUCCUCUUACCACAGGGAUAAUAUUGGUUACCAUGGCGAUUGAGACAAAAACAGGUCUCAAGUAGAUAAAUGAAGUCAGAAUUGCUGUGAAGUGAAGGACUUGAUAGGUGAAAUGUUUUGACAGAAACAUGGUAGUGAAGAUAGUGAUGACAACAAAAAUUAGAAGGUAACACUUUGUGUUACAUACGUGUAACACGGCAAUUAUCAGUAACUGUAUGUUGAUACUCUACACUCUUUCAUGUGCCCCAACCUAUCCCCAGUCUUAACCUUGAGCCUAUACAAGCUAGCAACGUGUUUUGACUUCGUAUGUUACACAUUGUUUUACAGGGUACAUAUAGGGUGGCUACAAGGUAACAGGUUACAGUAGCUAAAUAUUAAAGUGUAACUGAAAAUGGCACUAAGAAGGUUGGUGUUAUCGUUUUGGUCAUGGGAAGCUACUUAAGUCAUGGUUUGAUUCUGAGUGAGAGAGCUGCUAUUAACUGAGAUGACUGUAAUGCAAUAAUUUUGAAUUGCCUUUCGCAUGCAUCUGUAAAGUUACAUGUGGACGAAGGGCUCUUGUGAUUGCCGUUUGGUUGGUGAGUUUUAGUUGUUGGCCGAGGAUGAGGUGUUACGUGUGAAAAAUGCCGGUGUUAUGAAGUGGAGACCUCACGUGUCUAAUUUAUCAGUAACAAAAUAGCACAAGCCCUUUUUGACCCACGAUAUCUUUUGACCGGCUGGGAUUCUGCUUAGGCUUUUUGUUAGUUUGGCUCAUCGCAACGUGUGUGAGACUGUGUGUCAUCUUUAUGUGCAUUUCUUAACCACUAUUUGCAACUUCUAAAAUGAAACCAUGGAACUGUUGAUGCAAAACAUAGGAACUUUUUUUUGUCUGUGCCAUUUUGUGUUCUUUUUGUUUGUUUGUUUGUUUGUUUUGUUUUCAUCAAAUGCUCCCCAACCUCUUCAAAAGGAAAAAAAACUGAUAUCUAUUUUCACAACAAAAGUAACUUAAAGACCUUUAACAUCAAUUUGGAUUAAAGUUGCACAUUCAUUUUGUUAAUUUAUUGCAUUUCACGUAAGUGUCAGUCUUGUUUUCAAUCACUGUUAAGUCAGUGCAUUAGUCAUAGUUUAAGUCAAUAGUUUUCCCUCAGAAUAUGUGUAGGACAAUUUUGGUGUUGUUCAUUUUGUAUUUGUAAUUUUUUUUGUCCUUGCGUGGUCUUUUUGGACUAACAUCUCCUGUCAAUUUGCAUUGUUGCCAAGUAGUUAAACCAUUUUGCAAAGGUCCACCUUUGUAGAUGGCAGUCGAUGAACUCCUGAAUGGCCUGUAGCCGUGUGCUUUGGUGCAUGAGUUGAGUGAUUGAGUGGUUUAUUUUGAAUAUUGUGUGCGCAACAUCUGCUUUACUCUGUCAUUGAAUUGUAGUAUAUACUUCAUACAUAAACCCAUCCAUUUUCAAAGCAGACAAAUGUUACCUUUGGUGUUAUUCUUUGACAUUAAAGUUCCAUUUAAGUUAA
This is a messenger RNA of Alosa alosa (allis shad), 4423 nucleotides long. RefSeq names its product thyroid hormone receptor interactor 6 (gene trip6). Gene Ontology annotation, cellular component: focal adhesion; stress fiber. Bases 351 to 2204 code for a protein of 617 amino acids. The record is from RefSeq and is a predicted model, not a curated record. Gene Ontology annotation, biological process: cell-cell adhesion. NCBI's taxonomy places the organism in Eukaryota, Metazoa, Chordata, Actinopteri, Clupeiformes, Clupeidae. The transcript has 11 exons.